Boleophthalmus pectinirostris (great blue-spotted mudskipper) is the source of this 23431-nucleotide messenger RNA. It is a transcript of the gene dst, whose product is annotated as dystonin. Gene Ontology annotation, biological process: hemidesmosome assembly; intermediate filament cytoskeleton organization; wound healing. Gene Ontology annotation, cellular component: hemidesmosome; cytoplasm; intermediate filament. The record is from RefSeq and is a predicted model, not a curated record. Gene Ontology annotation, molecular function: microtubule binding; calcium ion binding; structural molecule activity. NCBI's taxonomy places the organism in Eukaryota, Metazoa, Chordata, Actinopteri, Gobiiformes, Gobiidae.
AUACAAAGAUGAAAGAGACAGAGUACAGAAGAAGACCUUCACAAAAUGGAUAAAUCAACAUCUGAUGAAGGUCCGUAAGCACAUAAAUGACCUUUAUGAAGACCUGCGAGAUGGACAUAACCUGAUCUCACUGCUGGAGGUCCUGUCUGGAGACACACUGCCUCGAGAACGAGGGAGGAUGCGCUUCCACAGACUCCAGAAUGUACAAAUUGCACUGGACUAUUUAAAGAGGCGGCAGGUCAAACUUGUAAAUAUAAGAAAUGAUGACAUCACAGACGGUAACCCCAAACUGACGCUGGGGUUAAUAUGGACCAUAAUUCUGCACUUUCAGAUCUCGGAGAUCCAUGUGACCGGAGAGUCCGAGGAAAUGACAGCCAAGGAGCGUCUUCUGUUCUGGUCCAAACAGAUGACUGAGGGCUACGUGGGCGUACGCUGUGAUAACUUCACAACCUCCUGGAGGGACGGGAGACUAUUUAAUGCCAUAAUUCAUAAAUACAGGCCAGACCUUGUCGAUAUGAGCCGUGUAUCAGCACAGACCAACCGAUCAAAUUUAGAGCAAGCAUUUUGUGUAGCAGAGCAGCUAGGAGUGGCCAGACUGUUAGACCCUGAAGAUGUAGAUGUCCAGUCUCCUGAUGAGAAGUCAGUCAUCACCUAUGUGUCCACCUUGUAUGAUGCCUUCCCCAAAGUCCCCGAUGGUGUCGAUGGAAUCAGCCCUAAUGAUGUGGACAUAAAAUGGGUUGAAUACCAGAACAUGAUCAAAUACCUCAGCCAGUGGAUUAAACACAAUGUGGCAGUAAUGAAUGACAGAGCAUUCCCCAACAGUCCUGCUGAACUUAAAGCACUUUAUUCACAAUAUCUUCAGUUUAAGGACAAUGAAAUCCCUAUAAAGGAAAUAGAGAAGGCAAAAAUUCAAAACUUAUAUCAAAUGCUUGAGGUGUGGAUAGAGUUUGGACGUAUCCAGUUACCCCCAGGGCACCACCCCAAUGAUAUCGAGAAGGAAUGGGGCAAAUUAAUCGUUGCAAUGUUGGAGAGAGAGAAGAGCCUGCGGCCUGAGCUAGAGAGGCUCGAGAUGUUGCAGCAAAUCGCCAACAGAAUCCAGCGGGAUUGUGUCAAUGGAGAGGAGAGGCUGUCUUUGGCUAAGGCUGCUCUACAGUCGGAUGCCAAGCGUCUUGAGUCAGGUAUCCAGUUGCUAAAUGAGGCUGAGGUGGCGGGCUAUCUUUUGGAGUGCGAGAACAUCCUCCGGCAACAGGUGGUGGACAUACAAAUCCUCCUGGAUGGAAAGUUCCCCUUCGCCGAUCAGCUUGUUCAGAGAGUCUCAAAGCUCCGUGAUGACCUGCUGGUUCUGAGGGCCGAGUGUUCAUCUGUGUAUAGCAAAGGCCACACCUUAACCAGCGAGCAGACCAAGAUGAUGAUCUCAGGCAUCACACAGAGUCUAAACGCAGGCUUUUCUCCAAACAUCCCCUCCCCUGCACUGGCUUCUGGACUCAGCGCAGGAGGACUGGCCACUCCUGGAUCCCCAUACACCUCUAACCUCAGCCCAUGCCUUUCUCCAGGUCUCCCACCUGUCUUAAGCCCAGGUCUGCAGUCUUCCCCAGUCCAGACCUUUAUGAGUGGCGGAGGGGGCAGUAUGGACACAGAUGGCUUCAGGCAUGUUAAACAGAUGCACAUACGAAAGCCCUUGUUGAAAUCAUCACUGGCCGAUCCAAGUAUGUCAGAAGACGAAGUCAACAUGAAGUAUGUCCAAGACCUGCUGACGUGGGUGGAGGAGAUGCAGCUGCAGCUGGAUCGUGCAGAGUGGGGCUCUGAUUUGCCCAGUGUGGAGACAUCCUUGGAUAACCACAAGAGCAUACACAGAGCCAUAGAGGAAUUUCAAACUAGUCUUAAAGAAGCCAAACUUGGUGAAGUUCAGAUGACAUUACCCUUGAAACUAAGUUAUUCAGAAAAAAUAAACAGACUUGACAAACAGUAUGACAGAUUAUUGAGUUCCUCCAGAGACCGACAAACUCACUUAGAAAGCCUGCACGACUUUGUAUCGAAGGCGACUCAGGAGCUAAUCUGGCUCAAUGAGAAAGAGGAGGAGGAGGUGGCUUUUGACUGGAGUGACCGCAACAGUAAUAUUUCUAAGAAAAGGGACUACCAUGCUGAUCUGAUGAGAGAGCUGGAUGACAAGGAGGAUGUGAUCAAGUCUGUACAAGACAAGGCGGAUCGGCUUUUACUCAAAAACCACCCUGCCAGGCUGACAAUAGAGGCGUACAGAGCCGCUAUGCAGACACAGUGGAGCUGGAUAUUACAGCUCUGUGCUUGUGUGGAACAGCAUUUAAAAGAGAAUGCUGUUUAUUUUGAGUUUUUCAGUGACGCUAAGGAGUCCAUGGAUUACCUUAAGGGCUUGCAGGACACUAUACAUCGGAAAUACAGCUGUGACCGAACCAGCAGCUUACACAGACUGGAUGAUCUCAUUCAGGAAUCUAUGGAUGAGAAAGAGCAGCUGCUUCAGUACCGCAGUACAGUAGCAGGACUGGUGGGCAGGGCCAAGAGUAUUGUUCAACUGAGACCUCGUAACCCUGACAACCCAGUCAGGUCCUCCAUCCCAGUGAAAGCCAUUUGUGAUUACCGCCAAAUAGAGAUAACGAUCUAUAAAGAAGAUGAGUGUGUACUGGCCAGUAAUUCUCACAGAGCCAAGUGGAAAGUCAUCAACCCCGCAGGGAACGAAGCAAUGGUGCCCUCUGUGUGCUUUACUGUGCCUCCCCCAAACAAAGAGGCCAUCGACGUCGCCACAAAGACGGAACAAUUAUACCAGAAUGUUUUGUCUCUAUGGCACCACUCUCACAUCAACAUGAGGAGUGUGGUCGCGUGGCAUCAUCUAAUGGCUGAUAUAAGGGCUAUCCAAAUCUGGAAUGUGUCUUCGAUCAAGACCAUGUUACCAGGAGAGCACCAGCAGGUCAUUCACAAUCUGCAAAUUCACUUUGGUGAGUUUGUGAAGGACAGUAAGGAGUCUGAGGUGUUCACUGUGGCUGACUGCGCUCAGUUGGAGAGGGAUGUGGCUGCCUGCAAAGAGUACUAUGAGGAGCUCCUUCGCUCUGCAGAGAGAGAGGAACACCAAGAGUCUGUGUACAACCAUUACAUCUCCGAGAUCCGUAACUUUCGGAUGCAUUUGGAGGCUCAUGAAGAACACCUCAUCAGACAGAUCCGGACCCCUCUGGAGAGAGAUGACCUGGACCAGAGUCUGCUGAGGAUCACAGAGCAAGAGAAGAAGAUGGCAGAGCUGGUUAAACUAAAGGAGGACUUUGAUGUGAUGAAGGACAAGUGUGAAGCCUUCAUCAGGCAGGCUGUGGGCUCCUCAUCUACCUCCACUCUGUCAUCUGAACUUACUGCCUUGGUGCACAGCAUGAACCAAGUCAACUCCAUGUCAUUCAUUUAUAUGGACAAGCUGAAAACUGUGAGCUUAGUGUUGAAACACAGCCAAGGUGCAGAACUGUUAGUAAAAUCCUAUGAAUCUAAGCUGUAUGAGGAGGAUGCCACGAACUCUGACCUCAAAUCCAUCGAGACAGUUGUUUCUAUUCUCAAGCAAUGGCGAACAGAGAUAGACGAACAGCAGGAGGUGUUCCACGACAUGGGGGAUGAGCUUCAGAAAGCCAGAGUCAUCAGUGACCGCAUGUUUAAGGCCCACAAUGAACGGGAUUUUGACCUGGACUGGCACAAAGAGAAAGCAGAUCAGCUCAGUGAAAGAUGGCAGAGCGUCCACUCACAGAUCGACAGCAGGCUCAGAGACUUGGAUGGCAUCAGUAAGUCCCUCAAACACUACAAAGAGUCUUUCAGCAGUCUGGAUGAAUGGAUCACAGAAAUGGAGACUGCACAGCUAAAGGCCCAAGAAAACAAGCCCGAGGACAGCAAGGCCCUGGCUGAAUUAUUAAACAAACAAAAGGUUCUUGUUGGUGAAAUUGAACAAAUACAGGGCCGGAUUGAUGAAUGUCAGAAAUACUCAGAGCAGUACUCCACAGCUGUCAAGGAUUAUGAGCUGCAAUUAAUGACAUUCAGAGCCAUGGUUGACUCUCAGCACAAAUCUCCACUGAAGAAGAGAAGGAUGCAGAGCUCUGCUGAUGCUGUUCAACAGGAGUUUAUGGAUCUCCGAACUCGCUACACUGCUCUUGUGACGCUCAUGACACAGUAUGUGAAGUUUGCCAGUGAAACUUUGAAGAGGACAGAAGAAGAAGAGCGGUCUGUUGAUGAGGAGAAGAGGGAGCAUGGUGACAAAGUUAGCAAACUGUUGCACUGGAUGUCCAAUGUGAAACCAAGUGCCAGCCCAGACGGCAGUGCUCGUAAAGAUAGUAAUGCCAACACAGGCACUUCGAAUAAGCCCCAGGUUUCAUUGGAAGACAUGGUCACUAAAAAAGAACAGAUUGCAGAAGCAGUGAGGAUCACACAAGCAAUGCUGAACAAACACAGUGAAAAAAUGACAGACGAGGAGAGAACAGAGGCCGAGCAGCAGCUAAAAGAGCUGAACCAGGCCUACAGCGAGCUCUCCCAGCACUGUGCGUCAUUCUCUGCAGAUGAGGUUUUCAAAUCUGGAAUUUUGAUUAAGACUGCACAUCAGAAUGACAACUCCUUAUCAAACCUUCAGGCUAUAAGUCUGGAUAAGCAUCGGACAGAGGUUUAUGAAAAUAUGGAGCAAUAUCCUGCUUUGCACCAAGAUCCCAGUUUCAAAUCAGCAGUGAACGCUCAAAACAAAUGCCUCCAGUCUGCAGACAUGUCCUCCGUGUUUCUUCCUGAAUUAGCAGCUACUUUGGGAGAAUCCACACAGGAAAAUCCUAUCCUUAAAACAAUUGAGCUCAAAGACAAAAGAGACGGAUUACAGAUGUGCUACACUGGAAAUACUCUAAGUUUAGAUGAGGCUCUUCAUACUGGUUUGAUCCCUGCGUCGCUCUAUAUAAAGGCAUUGCAACAGCAGAAGCACUGUCUGGAUUUGAAAAAUACCAGUGCUGUUAAAAAUGUUCCUGAGUCAGAUCCACAGGAGGUUCACUGCAUGAUAUUAAACUGCCUCAAAGGAAAUAAAUUAAUUAUGCUGGAUAGAAAUAUUUAUCCUCUUAAAUUAUCAGGCCAAGGCCAAAAUUUAGGAGAGGAACCUGGCCAGACACAGGACCAUAUCAUGCCUAAUGUAAAAGUGGAUGCUUCUGUCCAGUGUGAUCUAAUGAGUUCUAGCAGCUCUCUCAUUGUCCUCGGAAAUCAGUUUAUCGGAGUAGUGCUGCCUCCAUCUGGGGAAACUGUAUCCACCUCACUGCAUGUUGAAAAGGAAGCCAUCUUUAGCAGUAAGCUUUUUGGAGAUUACCAAAAAAUAGUCGCUUUUUACAUCCCAGAGAUUUCAGAGGUACUGGACAUUGAUUUAGCUGUUAAAAAGGGUUACAUUGACAGAUUUUCAGCAGAUAUUUUGAAAACAAUUGAGAUUCCAAAUGAGUUAUUGGGCAUUGAUAAUCUUAACAAAGAGUAUUCAUCUUGGCUCACGUACAUAAAACUGAGAUCAGAGGGACAGUUAGUGCCUUUACAACUGAAUUUUAAGAUACCAUCACCAUCAGAGGCCAAGCUACUGUUUGUGUCGUAUCUGAAAAUGAACACUUACAUUGACCCUAAAUCAGGACAAAGAAUUUUAAUACUGGACAAACAGAUGACAAACAUGAUCAAAAUCUUCCUUGAAAAUCCUUCGAUAUAUGAAAGUAUCAGUAAGACUUAUUUCACUGUUGAUACUGAAGAUUUGCCUUUAGAAAUCAAUGAGGGAGAAGAAAUCGAUGAAGAGGAGACUCAUUCCCAAAGUUAUUCCCAAAAUUUUGUGUCAUCAGCCAGUGGGAGUAUUAGCUUUAAUCAAAAUGAAAGAGACACCUAUUUGAAUCCAAUGUGGGCAGAUUUGAAUAACCGUACAGACACUGAUGAAGAAGUCAUUGCGGCACAGGAUUCAGAUUUAGAUGAGUUUGAGUAUAACCUGUCUAGCAGUACCUUACAUAAUCAGUUUGUGAAUAAAACUGAAGUUCAAACUAUUGAAACUACAACCGUAAUAUGCGCUAUGAACUGCUGUCCUCAAAAUGUAACUACCUCUCAGUUAUACCUGGAUGCCCAUAUGUUUGAGAAAAUAGAUUAUACACAGUCUGAAAAUCCCUGCGCUGUUGAGACUCACUAUGAGGAAAGAGAGAUAGAAGAUACAGUUUACUUUGUACAAGGACAAGGACAAGAUAAGGAAGAAGAUAUGUUGGAUACAGCCACUGAGGAAAAUUACACAGAGGAGAGUCUAAAAAAUAAACAAUUUAUGUCUCAUAGUGAUGUGGAAAACGUUAAAAGCACACAGGAUUUAGACUUUAACCAAAAUACACAGUCUGUAUAUAGCUCUAAGUUUACUCAUAACAUUACUGACAAUCAAAGUUACGAGAAAGAAAGUGAUGUAGUACCCAAAGAGGGCUUGUACAAUGACAGCACCCAAUCUAUUCUUUUUGAUCAAAAUAAAAUGCAUGUUAAUAGUAGUGAACAUUCUAAAGAAAAUCAACCUUGUAAGAACACUGAAGUCUUGAUGCUCGAGACUACACACAAAGAUGAAUGUAGCGAAAGCCAAGAAAGUGCUGCAUUGAUGGAGUAUGAGACAAGAGAAAGCACGGAUGAGAUAAGUAGAAAUCUAUACCCGGCCACUCCCUGCAUUAGCACUCCAGAUUCUGCUUACUCACUGAUGAUGUCACCCUCUCCUGGAAGUCACGUGACCGCACGGACUAUUGGUCAGACUGACAAAAGGCUAACACCGGAUGAAGGCAGUUUAUCGGAAGUUACAAGGCAAUCUCAGCCUCAAUUUAAUCCAAUCACGCAAUCAGCUUUAUCAAAUGAUAUUGCCAAUGAUGAAAAAGCAAAAAGACAGCUUGAAUGUACCCCACCUGAUAAUUUAGGUGAUUUCACUGCUUCUUUGGACCAAGCAGAACUAGACGUUGCUUCAUCUAAUGACCAUCUGUAUUUUGAGGAAGCCAGAACAGAUGAUGACAUGAACCCAGACCAGCCAAUGUUUCAUUUUGAACUCAUACAAGAUUACUCAUCACCAGGGGAUUUGGUUAAGGGUGUAAUUUCAGGCCGUAGCUAUGAUAACGGCAACAGCACAGUACAGCAAUGGGUGGUACCUCAUUCUGGAGAUAGUAAUGUUGAGUCUGUGUGCUCUGAAGAUGUUCACACUACAUUUGAAAGAGAGAUAGCAAAAACAGUUAAAUGUGCCUACUUUUGAGAUUUCUUACACGGUGCUAUAGAUCACGAGGAAGCAUCUGUUAAUACUGAAGUGAAUAAGUUGAUGGUUUCCACAGAUGAAAAAGAUAUUUUAAAACAAUAUACAAUCCAGCAACCUUCUUCAAAUAGUCAAACAGGGGGAGAUUUGGUUAAAAGUGUUAUUUCAGACAGCAGCUAUGACAAUAAUGUAGUUCAAAGCACAGUAUGUCAAUGGGUGAGUCCUGGAGAUAUUGUUGAGACUGUGUGCUCUGAAGAUGUCCAUAUUGUAUUUGAAAAUGAGAUGCAAAAACAGUUAAAGGUUCCUACUUCUGAUACUUCUAGUGCAAAUAUUUGUAAAACUAUCAAUGAAAACAAAGCAGAAGUCUUCAUUCCAAAUAGCACUGCAGAUGAUGAGGAAACCUUAAAUAAAAAUAGAAAUGUAGAGACGAAUACAUUGAGAAUUUCCCCAGAGCAGCAAGAAAAUGUCAUUUUUAAAAAUAAUUCAAUACAGGAACCUUUUUCAGAUAGCCAAACAGGGGGCAUGUUUAUUUCAAACAGCAGCUGUAAAAAUGACAAUGCAGAUCAAAGCACAGUGGAAAAAUGUGCUCUUACUCAUUCUGGAGAUAUUAACGUUAAAUCACGAUGCUCUGACAAUGUUCACAUUACUUUUGAAAGAGAGAUGCAAAAAGAAUUACGGGAGCCUACUCCUGAGAUUUCUUGUGCAAAUCUCAAAGAAGCUAUUAAUGAAGGCAAUGCAGAAAUCUUCACUCCUAAUACAGAUGAUGAGGAAACAUCCGUAAAUAAUGGCCUUGCAGAAAAUGUUGAUAUGAGUAAAUUGAGGAUUUCAUCAGAUGAGCAAGAAAAUUAUAUUAUAAAAAAUUUUUCAAAGCAACAACUUUUUUCAAAUAGCCAAAUCAUAGGCAAUACGGCUAAGAGUGUUAUUUCAGACAGCAGCUAUGAAAACAGCUCUGCAAAUCAAAACACAGCUAUAACUCAUGCUGGAGAUAAUAAUGUUGAGUCUGUGUGCUCCGAAGAUGUUCACAAACAGCUAAAGGUUCCCGCUCCUGCGAUUUGUAGUACGAGUCUAAAAGAAACUAUUGAUGAGAACAAUGUGAAAAACUACACUAAGAAUAGCUCUAUGGAUGAUGUCCAGACUCAUGAUAAGGAGACAUUUGUAAAUAACAGUCUUGCAGAAAAUGUUGAGGUGAAUGCCUUAGCGAUUUCUCAAGAUGAAAUAAAUUAUUCAAAGCAGCAACCUUUUUCAUAUAGCCAAAUAGAGGGCAAUUUGGUUCCUAAGCCUGAGAUUUCUAGUGCAAGUCUAAAAGAAACUGUUAAUGAAGACAAUGCAGAAAUCUUCACUCCAGACAGCACUAUGGAUGAGGAUGAGGAAACAUCAGUAAAUAACAGACCCCUAGAAAAUGUAGAAGUGAAUAUGUUGAGGAUUUUCCCAGAAAAGCAAAAAAUUUACAUUUUACAGAAGGACUCAAUGCAGCAACCCUUUUCAAACAGCCAAAUACAGGGUGAUUUUGUUAUUUCAGGCUGUAGUUAUGAAAAUAAUGCUGCAGAUCCAGGCACAGUGCAUCCAUGUGCUGUAUCUCAUGUUAAUGUUGAGUCUGAAUGCUCUGAAGAUGUUCACAUUACAUAUGAAAGAGAGCUGCAAAAACAGUUAAGGGGGGCUGGUCCUGACAUUUUCAGUGCAAAUGUCAGUGAAACUAUUAAUGAGGUAAAUGCAAAAAUUCCCACUCCAAAUAGCACUACAGAGGAAACAGUCAUAAAUAACAGGCCUGCAGAAAAUGUUGAAGUGAGUAUGUUGAGGAUGUCCCCAAAAGAGGAAGAAAAAGAUAUUUUAAAAAAUAUUUCAAUGCAGCAUCCAUUUUCAAACAGCCGAACGGAGGGAGGUAUGAUUAAGAGUGACAUUUCAGGCAUCAGCUGUGACAACAACAAUGCAGAUUCAAGCACAACACACCAAUAUGCUGUAACUCAUUCUGGACUUAUUGAAAGUGAGAUGCAAAAACAGUUAAAUGUUCCUACUCAUGAGAUUUCUAUCCUUAAAGAAGCUACUGGUGAGGACAAUACAGAAAACAAAACUAUGAAAAGCUCUAUAGAUAAUGCCCAAAUUAAUGAUAAAGAGAUAUUAAUUAACAGCCAAGCAGAAAAUGCUGAGGUGGAUACAUUGAUGAUUUCCCCAGAGGAGCAAGGAAAAGACACUCCAAAACUGAAAACUGAUUCAGUACAACAAACUUUUUCAAAUUGCCAUGUAGGUGAAGAAUUAAAUCAUGGAAAAUCAUGUGAACAGUCCAGUUCAAAUGAUUUCAAUCCUGUGCAAGUCAAUAAUAACUCAGACGUUCCUCUGUGUCUGCAAUCAGCAAAUGAAUGCUUGCAGGAUCAUAGUUCUACAGACAAUGUGAUCCCAUAUGUGGCAGACCAAGUGCAAAUGACUCAAGAAGAAAAUAUUGUCUGGGAGGAAAAUCUUGAAUUAAAGGACAGUGAAAACCUAGCCAAAAUGACAGAGAAGUCCAAUAUAAAAGAAUUAUCUCAAGAACAACUGGAGCAACCUGAGUCUGUACAUGACCACAAGGCUCCAAGUUUGAUACCCACUGUUUUGGAAAGUAAUGUAUUUGAACUAGAGAGCAACUUAAACAAGAGUGAUCACAGUGAAGACCCCAGUGCUCCAAAUAUCCAGUUACAGCUCCUGCAGGUUCUGAAGACUGUGUCCUCCAGUCAGGACCUAUCUGUGCUACAAGAGGUGAUGGACACAUUAAACAGUGCUCUGGGAGGAGAGAGGGAUGAGGAGACGGAGAGACACAGGCUAGACAGCAUUAAGGAGGAAGAGGAGGCCGAAGAUGAUCAACGUAUUAAUAAAAAGGAGAAGAGAGGUGAUUCUGCACUGUCUGAUAAUGAGAAAGAUAAGAGUAAAAUCCAAGAAGUUCAAAAUAAGUUAUUUUCCAUCCAAGAUUAUUUGGAAUGUGUUGGAAAGCUACAAGAUCACACUGAUGUCUUAGAUGAUAUUAAAAAAGAUCUCAACACUCCUAUAGCUAAAAACAUGGAGGACAUGCAGAGUCAAAUAGAGGAAUGUCAGAUUUUAAAGUCACAGCUAGCAGAGUUAGCAGAUGUUUUGACUGAGGACAUGAAGAAAGCCAAACAACUUUUAAGCUCUAGAGCGGUGGAAAUACCCAAACAAAUCCACCAAGACCUGGCCUCAACAUAUGCAGAUCUAGAACCACAAUUUACGUCAGUUUGCAAACUGUGUGCCGAGAGAAGUCAUUCACUGAUGGAUGCAGUGAAAACUGGAAAGGAACAUUUGGAAUCAGUCUGUGUUCAACAUGUCAAGGCUCUUAAGGAGCUUGCAGAACUUUUUAAAUACGACUCCCAAGUCCCGAACAUGGAUUUGAAUUUAUGUGAUUUGGACAAGCUGAAAGUUUUGAUCCAGCAAAACCAAGACUUUGUGAACAGUCUCCUAAAAGAGGGUCGCCUAAAGUUAGAGGACGUCACAUUUGAAAUCCAGAGCUUUCUCUCUGAGCACACUCAGUUCUUGAGUCCAGCUCACAGCAGUUACCUGCUCAAACUGCUCAGCUCCACUCAGAGAAGCUUCAGGGAGCAGGCAGAAAGGCUAUCCACUGAGAGGAGCUCACUGGAGCUUUUAGUGGAACAAAAACACAAAGAAAAUCAGGCACAGACACUACUUGAAAAACACAAGGAGUUUUCGGAGAAGCUGGAAGAAGUGUUUGAUAAUCUGACGCUGACAGAAAACCGUCUGAUUGGUCAUCAGCAGCAGGCAGGAAACACAGAGUCUGUGAGCGAGCUGCAGCAGUACCAGCAGGAGCACCAGGCUUUGCAAAAGGAUGUGUUGACAAAUGCCAGUGCUCUGAACGAGGUAGUCUCCAGCACAAAGAAGUUCCUUGAGGAAAACAGAAAUAAGUUGACCCCAGAUCAAAUUGCCCAAAUCGAAAACAAGCUGGAAGAUGCUAAAAGCAGAUCCAAGGUCAUCAAUCAGCGUGUUGAAGAUUCACGGAAAGACCUGGAGAAAGUAGUGACGUCUGCCAUAAAACAAGAAAGUGAAAAGGCCGCAGCGGUUGAACGGCUCGAGGAAAGCAGAAACAAAAUUGAAGGUCUUCUAGACUGGAUUUCCAACAUUGGGAAUGAGAAUAAGUGCAGCCCAGAUGAAACUGACCAUAUUAGCAAAGAGAAUUGUAAUGUGCGGGGUGGGACUGCGGCCAAAGAGAUGAUGGAGGAGGAUGAUGAUGCCAAUGGAAAUGCCCCACAGAGCCCUGAGCAGGAUCACAACUGGGAGAAUGGCCAGAGCAGUGCAUCCACAGAUUUGAACAAACAAUACGCAAAAGUCAAGGCACAUCACCAGGCUAUUCUGUCCCAGCAGCAGGACCUCCUGAUUGCCACACAGUCAGCUCAGGCCUUACUUGACAAACAGGCCAAUGUCUUGUCACCAGAGGAGAAGGAGAGAUUACAGAAAAACAUCCAGGAGCUAAAGGGACGAUAUGAGGCAUCUUUGACCCAGGCCGAACAGCAGAUGAAACAGCUGCAGUGUGUCCAGGAAGAGCUGAAGAAGUUUCAGGACGACUGUGAGGAGUUUGAGGCCUGGUUGGACCAAGCUGAGGAUGAGAAACAGAAACUAGAGACUCCAGCAGGUUCACUCAAUAUUCUUACUGAUAAACUGCAGUCUCAGAGAAACUUCUCAGAGGAUGUGAUAUCCCAUAAAGGAGACCUGCGUUUUAUAACUAUAUCAGGACAGAAAGUAUUAGAUGUGGCCAAAGCCUGCAUUGGAGCUGACCCUGCAGAUAAAAACUCACCUGUGCAUGUGGAUACUUCAGGGACCUCUGCUUCAGUUAAGGACAAACUGGAUUCUGCAGCCACUCGAUACAAGGCUCUCCAUGCACAGUGCAAUCAGCUUGGCAACAACCUCAAGGAUGUGAUUGACAAAUAUAAAAAAUAUGAUGAGACCAGCGCAGGCCUGCUCAAGUGGCUCAAUAGCUCCGAGGACGAGGCGAGAAAACAGCAAUCAGAGCCUAUAGCAGCUGAUCCACAAACACUGCAGAAGCAACUGGAGGACACUAAGGUUUUGCAAAAUCAGACCACAGGACAUCAAGCAGCUGUUGACACUUUACGUAAGACAGCAGAGUCUUUGAUUUCGUCUGAGGGGGAUCUGCUCAGCAACACAGAUGAGAUACAGGAGACAGUAGAUGACAUAGUGGAGCGUUAUGACAACCUUUCCAAAUCUGUAAGUGACCGAAAUGAGAAAAUCCAGAUCACUUUGACCCGCUCCAUGAGUGUCCAGGACGGUCUGGAUGAGAUGUUGGGAUGGAUGGAGCGAGUGGAGGCCAGUGUGAAGGAGAACAAACAGAUCCCACUGGACUCUGCCUCUUUGGCUGAUGCCCUCAGCAAAGAAACAGCUUUAGAGCAAGAUAUGGCAAGUCGUCAGAGCAGCAUCUCAGCCAUAAAAGCCAAAGUGAAGAAGUUUGCAGAGACCGCAGACCCAUCAGCCGCUGCCCUACUCCAGUCCAACAUGGACGCUCUCUCUCAGCGCUUCUCUAAUGCAUGUGAUCAACAAAAGGACAAAGUGUCCACCUUAGAACAACUCAAGAAAAAAGUGGAGGAUUUUGAGAAAGUAGCAGAUAAAGUCCAGCAGUUUGUCGUGAAACGGUCACAGGAGCUGCAUGAAACCGAUGGGCCUGGCAAAACAUUCACUGAGCUGUCUGGAUUAAUGCAGAAUACCAAAGCAGAGAUGGAGGAACAUUCGCGUGAUAUGGAGAAGCUGCAGAGUUUGUCCAAAGAACUGUGUGAACUAAGCGCCGAUGGAAACAGAGCCCAGAUCCAGAGCAAGAUGGAUAACCUCACAAAUACCUUCAACUCUUUCAAAGAUACUGUCCAAGAAAAGGAAGAGGAAGUGUCAUCUUGCCAAGACCAGCUUGGAGAAUUUAAAGCUUUAUCUGGUGCUCUCACAUCAUGGCUGGAAGAAACUAAAGACAAAGUCCCUGCAAUGGACCCAGGUCGCAGUGAGAAGAGUCUGGAGAAAGAUCUGCAGAUAGUCACAGAACUUUUGGAUGAGUGGACUUCAAAAGGCUCUGAUGUGCAGGACAUGAACAGCAAAGGCUCUGCACUUUGUAGCUUCAUCACUUUCCUUACUUCACCUGCCAAGUCAAAGAAUGCCAACAAAGCUCUUACUAACGGUGGUGGUCCGGUCAACCAUUCCUACCUAACCAAUAAAGAUCUAAUGGUGAUACAGCAGAAGAUGUCUUUUGUCAGUGAGGAGUACACUAGUCUUGGGGACACACUGAAAAGCAGGGUCACCGAGUUAGAUCAUUUAGUUAAAGAAGUAAAAGAGGCUCAGAAAGAGACCUCUGAUAUGAUGAAGUGGCUCAAGGACAUGAAAAAAACUGCUGCUUCUUGGAACACUGCAGCCACAGAGAAAGAUACUGAAACACAACUGGAAAAUCAGAAGUCAUUUGAAGAGAACAUGAAGGAAAAAAGAGAGGAGCUGCAGAAGCUGAGGGGCAAGCUUCUCCAUUUGAUACAAACUCAUCCAAACUCUCCAGAGGCAGCUAAAUGGAAGCAAAUGCUGUCAGAAAUAGAUGCGGCAUGGGCAGAUAUUAGUGACUCUGUAGAGGAAAGGAAACAACAUCUGGAACAGUCCAACAAAAACCUGGACAUAUUCAAAACCACUGAGCAGCAGCUUUGUCAGUGGCUUUCAGAAAAAGAGAUGCUGAUGAGUGUCCUUGGGCCACUUUCCAUUGAUCCAAACAUGCUCAAAAUGCAAAAGCAGCAGGUUCAGAUUAUCCAGAAUGAGUUCAAGAGUCGUACUCCUCAAUAUGAGCAGCUUGAGAAAGCUGCCUCUUCCUUACUGAGCUCCAGCCAGGAUCCUCAGAAUGAGAAGCUUGUGAAUGAGCAGCUCAAGGUGGUCACUCAGAAGUGGCAGAGCCUCAGUGGACAGCUGGACUCCAGAGACAGUCUGAUAGACCAGGCCAUGGUCAAGACCGCACAGUUUCAGGAGCUACUGAGGAGUCUGAGCAACACCACCACAGAACUGGAAAACCAGCUCACCAAUCACCACAGUCAGAGCACCCAGCCUGAAGCACUGAAGAGGCACCUGGAGGAUGUGCAGAAGAUAUCCGCUCAGCUCAGAGAAGAGAAGAAGAAAGUGAAGGAGGCAGAGGCAGUCAGUGCUGAGCUCAAAACACUGGUCACUGAGGACUACUUGAGAGCAGAUUUGACCCGGCAGUUGGACAGUGUCACCAAGCCCUUCAAAAAUCUGGAGGAGAAAGCAGCUAAAUGUGUUGAUGAACUGAGUUCAACCUUUGCCAGUUCGCAGCAGUUCCAUCAGACAUCUAAGGACUUCCAGGCGUGGCUGGGUGAGACGCUCCAGAAAGAGUCUGAGCCUCAGUCCAUCUCAGCCAGGGUGGAGGUGCUCCAGCAGAGUCUGGAGGACCACAACAAGAAGCAAAAGACACUCAGUGAGCACGUGGAGGCCUACAGGACUAUUGUGGCCGAGGGAGAGAGGCUACUGCAGAGCGUGGAUGGUGCAGAAAAACUGGCACUGCAGGGGCAGCUGACUGCACUGUCUACUAACUGGGAAGAUGCGAAGAGGAGCCACACUGAACAAGCUGAGAAACUACAAACUGCUUUACAAAAAUCACUCAAGUUUAACGAAAAUGCUGAAAAACUAAACUCCUGGAUACAGGAGUCUGAAAACAGAGAGGCCAGAAUCAAACUAACUGUGGAUCCUGUUGAAGUAGAAAACUCAAUUUCACAAGUCAAAGCUUUGCAAAAAGAUGUUGAUAAGCACAGAGGACUGGUUGAACAGCUCAACACCGCAGCAGAGGGCCUUAUGGAGGUGGCUAAUGCUGAUACAGAAAUGAUCAAAGAGGAAAAGUCAAGUAUUGCUAAAAAAGUGGACAGUGUGGUUGAGGCAUUACAGAACAAGAAGGACACAUUAGAGCAGAUCUCACACAAAGUAAAGGAGUUUAAUGAUGGCUACAAAGAGGCCCAGUCACACCUUGAAGGAGCAAAAAAACAGAUGGAGACAUUUGAAUCACAGGGUGUCCAGGCGCAUAGUAACAAGAAUUUAGCCAACAUGAAAGCCCAGCACAAAAGUCUAACUGGAGUAGAAAACCAGGUUGAGCACAUCAAGGGUCUAGCCAAAGAUCUGGUGGUAGCUGUCCCAGAUGCGGAUGGUGUGACCGACCUCCUGCUGCAGAGUGACAGUAUAGAGAAGGAAUACAGCACUCUCAACAAAAAACUAGAGGAGACGUGCCAAGUACUGGAGGGUAAACUGCAGGGCAUUGGACAAUUUCAAAAUAAUAUCCGUGAAAUGUUUACCCGAUUCACUGAUUUAGAUGAUGAGUUAGACAACAUGGCUCCAGUUGAUUUGGACCUGGCUAAACUUAAAGAACAACAAAGCAAUAUAAGUGGUUUUAUCAGCAGACUCCAAGAGCUAAUGUCAAACACAUCUGAUGCUGUGGACAAAUGCAAAAAGAUGCUUGAGACUGAAGAUUCUCCUGAUCUGAUUGGACUCAAGAGAGAUUUGGAUGCCUUGAGUAAACAAUGUGGCAAACUGCAGGACAGAGCUAAGAGCAGAGAGACACAAGUGCAGAGUACACUUCAGAAUCUAGAGCAGCUGUAUGGAAAAAUCAAACAGGCAGAGCACAAACUCGACAAGGCCGCGCUCAAGGAAGAAUCCCAGGAUGCAGUUGGCAUGGAAACGGAGGUCAUCAAUCAGCAGCUGGAGGCAUUCAAGGCAUUCCAAAAAGAAGACAUUGACCCUUUGCAAGCACAGCUUCAAGAUAUCAACUCACUAGGCCAGAGUCUGAUCCAGAGUGCUGCAAAAGGCACCUGCACAAAGAAGUUAGAGGGAGAUUUGGAGGAUGUUAAUGGCAAAUGGAAUACUCUAAAUAAAAAGAUUGCUGAGCGCUCAGCCCAAUUGCAUGAAUCCCUGUUGCAUUGUGGAAGAUUUCAGGAUGCUCUGGAGUCUCUCCUUAGCUGGCUCACUGACACAGAAGAGCUGGUGGCCAAUCAGAAACCACCCUCUGCAGAGUUCAAAGUGGUUAAAGCACAGAUACAAGAGCAGAAACUCUUACAGAGACUGCUGGACGACCGUAAACCAACAGUGGAGCUUAUAAAGAAGGAGGGAGGCACACUUUCUGAACUGACAGAGGCUGUGGAGAAAGAAAAGGUUGCUAAAGAAAUUGAGUGCUUGGGGCAAAGGUGGGAUACUCUGCUCAAGAAGGCAGAAAACAGACAUAAGCAGCUAGAGAGCAUCCUGGUGGUCACUCAGCAGUUCCAUGAGACUCUGGAGCCACUCAGUGAGUGGCUUUGUGCCACUGAAAAACUCCUCUCACACUCUGAGCCCAUCGGCACAGAGACAUCCAAACUGGAGAAGCAGAUUUCCCAGCACAAGGCCUUAGAGGAGGAGAUCAUGAAACACAGUAAAGACUUGUUUCAGGCGGUCAAUCUGGGUCAGAUGUUAAAAACAGUGAGCUCUGUGGACGAUAAGGAGUUUGUUCAAAACAAACUGGAUACAGCCCAGUCUGGUUACAUAGAGCUCCAGGAGAGGUGUAGGAGAAAGGCCGAGAUGCUGCAGCAGGCCCUGUCCAACGCGCAGCUCUUUGGAGAAGACGAAGUGGCGCUCAUGAACUGGCUCAGUGAAGUGCACUCCAGAUUGAGUCAAGUCUCUGUUGAGGACUACAGGACAGACAUGCUCGAAAAACAACUCAAAGACCAAAGGAUGUUACAAAGUGAUAUUGAGCUGAGAAAGAAGAACGUGGACCAAGCCAUUUUUAAUGGGAUGGAGCUUCUGAAACAAACAACAGGUGAUGAGGUGGUUGUAAUUCAGGGCAAACUGGAUGGAAUUAAAACAAAGUAUGCCGAGAUCAACACAAUGAGUGACAAUGUACUCAAAACACUGGAAAAGGUCUUAGGUCUUUCGACACAACUGCACCAGACUCAUGCGGAUCUGAACAACUGGCUCGAAAAGGUUGAAGCUGAGAUUAAUGCAUUUUCUGGUGUCAGCGAUCAGCUCAGUGAUGUUCAGACUAGGAAAAAGGAUUUGUUGCAAGAGACUAAGAGCAACAAACCAGUGGUAGAUAAGAUGAAUGAGUUGAGUUGCUCCCUCCUGGAUCUGAUCCCCUGGCAUACUCGGGAAAGCCUGGACAAACUGGUCACUGAAGAUAAUGAGCGCUAUAAAAGUGUUUGUGAUGACAUCGGCCAACAAGUUGACCAGAUCAAUGCAGAUAUACUCAAAUCUCAGCAGUUUGAACAGUCGGCUGAUACUGAACUCGCUUGGCUGACUGAAGCGGAGAGGAAGUUACUGUGUGUAGAUGAGAUCAAACUGAUGCAGGACCAAACCACUGCACAGCUUCAAGCCCAGAAGAUGUUCUCUAUGGACAUCAUGAGACACAAAGAUGCUGUGGAUGACAUUGUGAGGACAGGAAAAGCUGUAAUGAACAACAGAAACCCAGAGGGAAAAGAAACAAUAAUGGCUAAGACACAAGCCCUCCUGGAGAAGUACGGUGUUGUCAGUCAGCUAAACUCUGAGCGCUGUCUGCAACUGGAGCGAGCCCAGUCUUUGGCUGCUCAGUUUUGGGAAACGUAUGAAGAGAUGUGGCCAUGGCUUCAGGAGACUCUAAAGGCAUUCAGUCAGCUGCCUCCACCCGCUAUUGAAUACGAGACACUUAAACAACAGCAAGAGGAGCUCAGACAAAUGCGAGAGUUGAUCGCUGAGCACAAGCCGCACAUUGACAAGAUGAAUAAGACGGGUCCCCAGAUGCUUGAACUGAGCCCAGAGGAGGGAGCCCACAUCAGAGAAAAGUACACCAUAGCAGACCAGCUCUAUACACAACUCAAGGCCGAUGUCAAACAGAGAGCUGCCACUUUAGAUGAAGCUAUCUCCAAAUCCACACAGUUCCAUGACAAGAUCGACCCCAUGCUUGAAUCUUUGGAGAGAAUUGCUGAGCGUCUGCGUCAGCCUCCAUCCAUCUCAGUGGAGGUAGACAAGAUUAAAGAGCAGAUAUCAGAAAACAAGUCUGUGUCAGUGGACCUAGAGAAACUUCAACCUUCAUAUGAGAUGCUGAAGCAAAGAGGAGAAGAGAUGGUGGCCCGGUCGGAAGGGGCAGACACAUAUACAUCUGCUAAAGUUGUGCAAGACAAACUGGACCAGAUGGUGUUCCUGUGGAAUGACAUCCAAGCUCUGGUGGAGGAGAGAGAGGCGAAGCUCUUGGAUGUGAUGGACCUGGCGGACAAGUUUUGGUGCGAUCACUGUGCUCUCAUAGUGACCAUCAAAGACAGCCAUGACUUGCUGAAGGAGCUGGAGGAGCCUGGAGUGGACCCUUCUGUAGUUAAGCAGCAGCAGGAAUUUGUGGAGGGCUUUAAGGAGGAGAUUGAUGGACUACAGGAGGAACUUGAUGCAGUUCAGAACCAGGGAGCUGAGCUGAUGGCUGCCUGUGGAGAGCCCGAUAAACCUGUUAUAAAGAAAAGCCUUGAUGAGGUGGCAUCAGCCUGGGAGAGUCUGAAUAAAACCUGGAAGGAGAGAGGGGACAGACUUGAAGAAGCCAUGCAGGCCGCUGUGCAGUUUCAGGAUGGGCUACAGGGAAUGUUUGACUGGGUUGAUAUUCUGGAAAACAAACUGGAUUCAAUGUCACCUGUUGGCACCGACCUGGAAACUGUCAAGCAGCAGAUUGUGGAGCUCAAGGAGUUCAAAGGAGAGGCGUACCAGCUGCAGAUAGAGAUGGAGCGCUUGAACCACCAGGCUGGACUACUGCUGAAGAAGGCCACAGAGGAGGCAGACCGCUGCGCCAUCCAGGAGCCCAUGUCUGAGCUCAAGAUGCUCUGGGACAAUCUGGAUGAGAAGACCAUCAGCAGACAACACAAACUGGAGGCAGGCCUGCUGGCACUGGGGCAGUUCCAACACGCUCUGGAUGAACUGUUGGCCUGGAUGAGCCACACAGAGGAGCUCCUCAAUGAACAAAAGAAGACUGGAGGAGACCCCAAAGCCAUGGAGAUAGAGCUUGCCAAACAUCAUGUUCUACAAAUAGAUGUUUUGGCUCAUCAAACCACUGUUGAGACUGUGAACAAAGCUGGUAAUGACUUGGUGGCCUCUAGCGCUGGAGAAGAGGCCUCUAGUCUGAAGAGCAAACUUGAGAACUUGAACCUUAGGUGGAAAGCCAUCCUCGAGAAGACUGAGCAGAGAAAACAGCAACUAGAAAGUGCUCUGCUCCAGGCUCAAGGUUUCCAUGGAGAGAUAGAAGAUAUGCAGCAGUGGCUCAAAGACACCGAGCGUCAGCUGUUGGCAUCAAAGGCAGUGGGAGGCUUACCAGACACGGCCCGGGAGCAGCUUAACGCCCAUCUGGAGCUGUGUUCUGCCUUUGAGGCAAAGGAGGAGCUGUACCAGGAGCUCAUCAACAAGGGUCAACAGCUCCUGUCUGUGAUGCCUGAGGGCCCAGACAGCAACACAGAGCAAGACCUCACCAAUCUGAUGGAGAAAUGGGAAACUGUGAAGGCUAAGAUCGCAGACAGAAAGGUUAAACUGGAGGAGGCUUUGACUCUGGCCACAGAUUUCCACAACUCACUGCAGGAUUUCAUAAACUGGCUAACCCAGGGCGAACAGACACUAAACAUGGUGUCACCAGCUUCACUCAUUUUAGAGACCAUACUGUUUCAGAUCGAUGAACAUAAGAUCUUUAUAACAGAGGUAAACGCACAUAGGGAGCACAUAAUUGAACUGGACAAAACCGGGACACAGCUGAAAUAUUUUAGUCAGAAACAAGAUGUAGUUCUUAUUAAAAACCUGCUGAUCAGUGUGCAAGGCCGCUGGGAAAAACUAGUCCAGAGGUCUGUGGAGAGAGGUCGGCUGCUGGACGAUGCAAAGAAAAGGGCAAAACAGUUUCAUGAAAGCUGGAACAAGCUGAUGGAGUGGUUGGAUGAGUCUGAGAGGAGCCUGGACUCAGAGGUGGAAAUUGCGAAUGAACCAGACAAAAUCAAGAUUCAACUGGCCCAGCACAAGGAGUUUCAAAAAGCUCUGGGCAGCAAACACUCUGUUUAUGACACCACAUCACGAACAGGCCGGGCCCUAAAGGACAAGACCUCCCUUCAGGAUGACCAUCAGAAACUGGACGACAUGCUGAGUGAACUCAGAGACAAGUGGGACACUGUCUGUGGGAAGUCCGUUGAGAGACAAAACAAGCUGGAGGAGGCCCUAUUGUUCUCGGGACAGUUCACAGAUGCGCUGCAAGCCCUCAUUGACUGGCUGUACAGAGUGGAGCCUCAGCUGGCUGAAGACCAGCCAGUUCAUGGAGACAUUGACCUUGUUCUAAACCUGAUAGACAACCACAAGGUUUUCCAGAAGGAGAUGGGGAAGAGGACAGUUGGUGUUCAGGCACUUAAGCGUUCAGCUCGGGAGUUGGUGGACAACAGCCACGAUGACACCUCAUGGGUCAAAGUUCAGAUGCAGGAGCUGAGUACGCGCUGGGACAGUGUGUGUAACCUGUCUGUGUCUAAGCAGGCCCGCCUGGAGCAGGCUCUGUGUCAGGCUGAAGAGUUCCACUCAUCAGUCCACAUCUUGCUGGAGUGGCUGGCUGAAGCUGAGCAGAGUCUGCGCUUUCACGGCACUUUACCUGAUGACGAAGAAGCACUGAAAACACUUAUUGAGCAGCAUAAGGACUUUAUGAAAAAACUGGAGGAAAAGAGAGUGUCCCUCAACAAAGCCACAGCAAUGGGAGAAGCUAUUCUGAGCAUUUGCCAUCCCGACUCUAUCACAACUGUCAAACACUGGAACACCAUCAUCAAAGCUCGAUUUGAAGAGGUGCAAGCCUGGAGCAGACAGUACCAGCAGAGACUGGCCACAGCUCUGACCGAGCUAUUAGCCACUAUGGAUCUGUUGGACAAACUGCUAAUGUGGCUGCAAUGGGCAGAAACCAACCUCGACGAUAAAGACAAAGAAACACUUCCAGAGGAGAUAGAGGAGAUAAAAAAGCUCAUCGCAGAACAUCAAGCAUUCAUGGAGGAAAUGACAAGGAAGCAACCAGACGUGGAUAAAAUUACAAAGACACACAAGAGGAAGCCUACCAUAGAGCCUCAUGUCCAGUCACAUAUCCCAGUGCUGGAAAAGGGAAGAACAGGAAGAAAACGCUCUCCCACACAAACAAUGUAUACAGCAGCCACACAGGCUCCUAUAGAGACCAAGAACCCACAGGUGAACCUACUGGUCAGCAAGUGGCAGCAUGUCUGGCUACUGGCUUUAGAUCGGAGAAGGAAACUAAAUGAUGCUUUGGACAGACAAGAGGAGCUGAAAGAAUUUGCCAACUUUGACUUUGAUGUGUGGAGGAAGCGCUACAUGCGGUGGAUGAACCACAAAAAAUCCCGAGUCAUGGAUUUCUUCCGCCGUAUGGACAAAGACCAGGACGGCAAAGUGACACGACAAGAGUUCAUCGAGGGCAUCCUGUCCUCCAAAUUCCCAACCAGCCGACUGGAGAUGAGUGCUGUGGCCGACAUAUUCGAUAGAGAUGGGGAUGGUUAUAUAGACUACUAUGAAUUUGUGGCAGCUCUACAUCCCAACAAAGAUGCUUACAAGCCCUUAACUGAUGCAGACAAAAUUGAAGAUGAGGUCACACGGCAAGUUGCAAAAUGCAAAUGUCCGAAACGUUUCCAAGUGGAACAAAUUGGAGCCAACAAAUAUCGAUUUUACCUUGGAAACCAGUUUGGGGAUUCCCAGCAGCUGCGUCUGGUGCGUAUCCUGCGCAGCACAGUCAUGGUUCGGGUUGGAGGAGGAUGGAUGGCUCUGGAUGAGUUCCUUGUCAAAAAUGAUCCUUGCAGAGCUAAAGGCCGGACUAACAUUGAGCUGCGAGAAAAGUUCAUCCUCCCUGAAGGCACCACUCAGGUCAUGGCCAGUUUCCGCUACAGAGGUCGUAGGUCACGGCCAUCCUCCAGAGGCGCGUCACCAAACAGGUCUAUGUCCAGUCAGAGCUGUCCCGCUCACCAGCCUGUGCCCGUGACAGGGACACCCAAGACUCCCCAACAAAUAACCCGCAAUUAUGAUAAGCCAUGGCUUACAAACAGCAAACCCUCCACUCCUCUUAAAUCAUCCGACUCCUCUGGGAGUUCACCUGCAGAGAGUGCUCUAGUUCAAGGCAGCAAGUUGCGCCUUCCUGGAUACUUGUCGGGGAAAGGAUUCCAGUCCAGUGAAGAGGGAACUCUGAUCAAUGCUGCUGUGCUGAAGGCUCGCGCCCAGACUGCAGGCGAGUCAAAGAGAAACCUGAGCAGACCUGGAAGUAAAGCCGGGAGCAGAGGCAGCAGUCGCAGAGGAAGCGACGCAUCAGACUUUGACAUCUCAGAUAUUCAGUCCGUGUGUUCAGAUGCUUCUGAGACUGUGGGCGACACAAGCCGGGCAACGCCCAGAUGUACCCCUCGCCAACAGGGAGCGAAACCCUCCAAAAUCCCCACGCCUCAGAAGAGAAGCACUCCAACUAGUAAACUGGCAAAGGCCUCAAAACGAUAGGCCUUAAAAUGAAUGAAAGACGUUAGCUGCAUCCAAACAUGAGACAGACACUGGAAACACCAGAUACUUAAAGACUGCAAAUGUGUUGAGUGUUAUUUAAACUGUUGCAAAAGAUGUAAAUUAUUCUGUUAAGAGGCAAUAUGUUUUAAUAUUAAGUGCGAAUGAUUAUGGCCUUGAUUAUUGGUUUGUAUUUAUUUUUUAUUUUUGUGAAAAAGUCAGAUUGUUUUUAAGGUAUUUUAUUGAAGCAAAACCUGUGCAGGUUUGAUGAAUACUAGAAAACUAAACUAUUGUUUGUACACUAAUAAUGAAGGUAAUGUGAGAUAGUGCUCUGAGAGUUACUGAAUGUACUGUAUUUAUGUAUUUGCUCAUAUGUGACUGAGUGGUGCACUAUUCAACCAUUCAAGGCAUCGCAGUUAACUAUUUAAGUGCUAUGCUAAACUGCCAACAUGCAUUCACGACAAUGCAAUAUAACUUGAGCACUGCAAAAAACUUGUACUCUGUCUAGUUAAACCAAGUAGCAUAACCCCUUAUCACAGCGCUUCAUCUCUGCAGCCCUGUUCAGUUUGACCACUUCAGCCUGUGCAUUCACCUAAAGACGACACUUUAUGUAAACAUUCUUUGUGCAUCCAUUUGUCAGUGUAUUUUUAAUUUCGGUAGAACUGAAAUUGUUCUUGUAAAAUUAAUUUGUAAUAAAUUGCUUGCACCAAGCUACCACUGAAA